GGAGCCGAGCAUUAUUUAAUGUCAUGCAUUAUUGAGGGCGGUAUAACAAAUUCACAUGCUCAGUCUGUGGUCUAUCAACAUUUGUUGUAAGUUCGAGUGCCGCGAAAAUGUCGAGAUCAAGCUCAACGACGGGCCAUCAGCUUUCAGAAUAUGAGAAUCAGAUGUUUCUUGAGAUCUUUGGUGAAGACGGUUUGCUGUUAAUGGCCAGGGGUCUGGGCAUUGAUCGCAUUGCAUUACACAUACUGAAUCUGUACAGCGAUCCAGGCAACCUUGUUCUCGUUGUGAACACGAGUUCUUCCGAAGAGGGAUACUACAUUGAAGAGCUGGAGAAAAGGGGCGUGUCUACACUACCCAAGGUCAUCAAUAAUGAAUACGGCACAAAUGAGAGGAGAGACAUUUAUCUUCAAGGUGGGGUUCUCUUUGUCACCUCCAGAAUUCUUGUUGUGGAUAUGUUAACUGAUCGACUUCCCAUUGACUUAGUGACUGGAGUGCUUGUUUUCAAGGCACACAAGAUCAUCGAAUCUUGCCAGGAGGCAUUCAUCCUACGUCUUUACCGUCAGAAGAACAAGACAGGCUUCAUCAAGGCCCUUUCAGACCAGCCCCAGUCCUUUGCCGCGGGCCUCUGCCAGCUGGAGAGGGUGAUGCGUAACCUGUUUGUCCGCAAGCUCUUCCUGUGGCCGAGGUUCCAUGCAUCUGUGACUGAUUAUAUGGAUGCACAUAAGCCUGAUGUAGUCGAGAUUCAGCUCAAACUUAGCCCGUCCAUGCUGGCUAUACAGACGGCCAUCCUCGACAUCAUAGCCGCCUGCAUUAAGGAAGUCCAACGAUGUAACCCGUCGCUGGAUAGUUCGGAAAUCACAGUGGAAGCAGCCAUUGGACGGAAGUCACUGGAGCAAGCUAUCCGGAGACAGCUACAGCCUCUUUGGCAUCAACUGACUUCCACCACAAAACAACUUGUGGCCGAUUUGAAGCUUCUGCAGAUGCUAUUGUACUACUUGACACAGUACGACUGUGUUACAUUCUACAAUUUUCUCAAAUCCCUGAGAUCCAGUGAGAAAACCGUUACAAAUAACUCGGGUUGGUUGUUUAUGGAAGCAGCUGAAUCCAUGUUUGCGCACGCCAAAGGUCGAGUGUAUAAAUCAUCCAAGACAGCGAAGGGGAAGAUUACUCAGGAUGGUGAGGGUACCAGUGACAGGGCACCAGCCACUCGAGAACUGAACCUGGAAGAGAACCCAAAGUGGAAGGUACUAUCCGAAAUCAUGGAGGAAAUUAAGCAAGAAAGCACCGCAAUGAAAUCAGAAUUCAACAGCAGUCGCAUCUUGAUAUGCGCCAGCGAUGACAGAACCUGCGCUCAGCUGAAAGAGUACCUCCAAGAUGGUGGCCAGGAGCUGCUGCAGAGACUAUAUGCAAAGACUCUCGCGGACCAGUCAAGCAAGGAUACGGAUGGUACAGCAGCAGCAAGACAGAUGUCCAACCAGACUGCCAAGAACCGACCCAGCAGGGGAAGAAGGAAAGCCAGAGGUCAAAAGUCGGUAACUGGAAAGGAUGCCGGUGAUGCCAAGGAUAAACCUCUCACUCUGACGCAGAUGGUUCGAGGCAAAGGUGGACCCCAGCAGCAGGAGUCGGAGAGCGACAAUGAAGAUGCAGAGAUGGAGGUUGCCAGUGACGAGGAGGAUAAACCCGAUGAGGAAGCGUUGUUGGUGUCGUCUCCCGAGGCCUACUACGGCAUCACUACAUCACCCCUCACCGUCAUACACCCACUGCACGGAUGCCACGUGGCCCCAUGUGCUCUGUGUAUUCUUCUGCAGGUUUUCAAAGCCAGCAGGCCGGGACAUCCACUCAGGGUCUAUUUCCUCAUCUACUGUGGCUCCACCGAAGAGCAGCGCUACCUGACCAGCCUGCGACAGGAGAAGCAAGCCUUUGAGCACUUGAUCAAAGAGAAGGCGACCAUGGCGUUACCAGAAGAGGUGGAGGGCCACGGGGACACAGCACCGCAGCUGAAUAGGGACCAGCAGUCGGCAACUGGUUCCCUGCAAGGCAGCAGCAGCAGAGCUGGUGGUCGCCAGUCACAGGGACAGGUGCAGCAGAAGGUUAUUGUUGACAUGCGUGAAUUCCGGAGCGAGCUUCCUUCCCUAAUUCACAAGAGAGGAAUUGACAUAGAGCCAGUUACAAUCGAGGUCGGUGACUAUAUUCUGACCCCGGACAUCUGUGUGGAGAGGAAGAGCGUCAGUGAUCUGAUUGGCUCCUUAGCAUCCGGGAGGCUCUUCAACCAGUGCACUGCCAUGACACGUUACUACAAACACCCUAUGCUGCUCAUUGAGUUUGACCCCAAGAAGUCGUUUUCGCUACAAUCUAAAAGCACUGCCUCUAAGGAGAUCAGCUAUCAGGACCUGUCCUCCAAGAUUGCCCUUCUCACCAUGCAUUUCCCGAAGCUCCGCAUCCUCUGGUGCCCCAGCCCUCAUGCCACUGCACAGCUGUUUGAAGAACUCAAGGCUGGGCGGGAGCAGCCUGAUGCAUCUGCUGCUGCCACGGUGACAGCGAGCGAGGAAGCGCAGCAAGCCAGGUACAACCACGGUCCCUACGACAUGCUGCUGAAGAUGCCUGGCAUUAACAUCAACAACUGCAGGCGGCUUCUCAAGUGCGUCAGCAAUUUCACGGAGCUCAGCGCACUGAGCCAGGAGCAGUUGGCCCAGGCGUUAGAGCACAGCGGUAAUGCGGCACUACUGUGGUCCUUCCUUCACUCUAAGGGAUCACUGGGCAAAGACACCGCCAAGACUGCCAACCCAGCAGGGAAAUUCCAGCGGGGAAGCAAGAGGCCGUUUUACGGGAGGAAGAAAGGGGCCACCAAGAGGUGAUUGAGGUGGAACCGGCACAGGGACCAGUUACUUUAAGGGUGCAUGGCGGGGUCUAGAUAUUCGGAGGAAAAGGGGUUUCUUUGAGGGAAGUAAAUUUGAUACAUUCCCCGCUUGGUAAGUCCGUGAGCUUGGUUCUGUGUUGAGCUUACUAGGCCUAUUCAACUUAACACAGAACCCAACCUCACGGUGCUGCCAAGUGGGGAAUGUUGGCUUUAACACAUACGCGGUACGCAGUAAAACCAGUCACGAUACAAACCAAAUGCCUUCAUGGCUAGCAACCUGAUCUGGCUCGGCAAGCAUUUCCUUUGUUUGGCAAAUUCCUGUACCCUAUAUUUCCAUGAAAGAUAGGCUGCAUCCAAAUGUGUUGUCCAGAGCUAGGUCUAGGUCUCCGUUCCAACUGAAAUAUCCAGAGAUGCAUUGAUAAUACACAGCUGUAGCCCUAGAAGCCCGUUUAAGACACGACUGUAUCUUAUUAACUUGGCUGGGCCUAUAAAAAGUGGGUUGAAAAUUAUUUUUAAUUAAAAUGAGUAUACCAAAUGUGACAACACUACAAUAGGCAGAUAAAGGGCUCAAUCGGUAGCUCGUUUACACCUCAAAGAUGUUUGCCGAAACUGCUUCUGUUUUAUGCAGUGUUCUCUUACAGAACAGAGUGCUUGCACACGACGCCUUAAUGGAGUGCAGUUUUUGUCAGUUAGAUUCAGUGACGGUGGAAGUACAAAGCAUUUGAUUAGGUAGAUCAUAAUCCAUACAGGAAGAACAACCUUCCCUCUAUGGUGGUUCACCGGCCGUGCCAGCACUGUGCAAAGGAGGCAACAGUACAUUGAAUAUGAGGAAUCCUAUGUGUGUGGUAAAUAUUGCACCCAAGACACCUGUGGGACCAAUGACUAAAAGAUCAGAAUUGUAAGCUGCGCUGUAUCCAAACUCCAGGUUCACAUCAGCCGGUGCAAACUUCACUUUGUAAAAGACGCCUAGUACAAUGUAUGAAUAGUGUACAUUUUUAAAGUGCAUCAGAAUGCUGUGUCUUAUGCCCUUACUGUGCAUCUCAGGGUUGUUGAGAAUGAAAUAAAGAGAUGAAAUCAUU
Molecule: messenger RNA, 3933 nt
Organism: Acanthaster planci (crown-of-thorns starfish)
Lineage: Eukaryota; Metazoa; Echinodermata; Asteroidea; Valvatida; Acanthasteridae
Gene: ercc4
Product: ERCC excision repair 4, endonuclease catalytic subunit
Biological process (GO): nucleotide-excision repair involved in interstrand cross-link repair; double-strand break repair via homologous recombination; resolution of meiotic recombination intermediates
Cellular component (GO): nucleotide-excision repair factor 1 complex
Molecular function (GO): single-stranded DNA endonuclease activity; damaged DNA binding; single-stranded DNA binding
Source: RefSeq, a predicted model, not a curated record